UUUUCUAAUUUUAAGAUUUUUGAAUAUGCAUCAUUUCCCAAAAUCCCCUCCAGAAUCUGUUAUUUAAUCAUUUCCCUCCACCCCUCUUAUCAUAAGCUAUGCAGAAACACAUUCAGAGAAGUCUUCUAGUAUAAGACAAUGUCUCAUACAUUAUAUAACCCUUUCUAUUCCUUUGUUCUUUAAGCAUUUUCAGUCUUCUUGUUUUGAUUUUCUGUUAAGUCAGCUUUACAGAUUACAAAAGUUCAGUUCAAAAGGCAGAGAUUCUGCCUUUCUAAAAGUUUCAGGGUCUUAUCUGAUCAAAUAAGAUUGAAAUUAGCAAAUGACAUGUCCUAGAGCCAGCUCUAAACCAAAGCUUGUAUAUUAAUUUUGUUUCUUUUCCUAAUUUUUCCAAAGAUGAUUCCCAGUUAUGAUCCACAUGACAGUGAAUAUGGUCUGAAGCUUUUGGAGGACCUGACAACAAAUGCAUAUGAAGUACAGCAAAAGGUGUUAGAAGAGAUACUAGCAAAGAAUGCUCAAACAGAUUAUCUUAAGAGCUUUCUCAAUGGUCACUAUGACAAGAAGCUUUUCAAGCAGAAAGUUCCUGUUGUAAAUUAUGAAGAUGUCAAGCCAUAUAUUGAGCGAAUUGCCAAUGGAGAGCCAUCGGAGAUCAUUUCAGCCCAAACAAUUACUGAGCUUCUCACAAGCUCGGGAACUUCAGGAGGGCAGCCAAAGAUGAUGCCUUCAACUGCUGAAGACUUGGAGAGGAAGACAUUCUUUUAUAAUCUCCUUGUGCCUGUGAUGAACAAGUAUGUGGAUGGCUUGGACCAAGGAAAAGGAAUGUACCUCUUGUUUAUCAAACCAGAAAUUAGUACUCCUUCUGGUUUGGUGGCGAGGCCAGUCCUAACCAGUUACUACAAGAGCAGUAACUUCAGAAACCGGCCUUUUAACCGGUUUAACGUUUACACAAGCCCUGAUGAGACCAUCUUGUGCUCAGAUAGUAAGCAGAGUAUGUACUGUCAAUUACUCUGUGGAUUAGUACAGCGGGACCAGGUCCUGAGGGUUGGUGCUGUUUUUGCUUCUGCUUUUCUGAGGGCUAUCAAAUUCUUAGAGGACCACUGGAAGGAGUUGUGCUCAAACAUAAGAUCAGGUCAAGUCAGUGAUUGGAUUACUGAACCAAGUUGUAGAAAUGCUAUGUCCUUAAUCCUUGGGAAACCAAAUCCAGAUUUGGCUGAUUUGGUUGAGCAUGAGUUUGCUACCAAGUCAUGGGAAGGCAUUAUUAAGAAGCUUUGGCCUAGAACAAAGUACAUUGAGGUUAUAGUCACAGGGUCUAUGGCCCAAUAUAUUCCAACACUUGAGUUCUACUCUGGAGGGCUGCCUUUGAUUUCAACAAUGUAUGCUUCUUCUGAAUGCUAUUUUGGGAUCAAUUUAAAACCGCUAAGCAAGCCACAUGAUGUGGCUUACACCCUCCUUCCUAAUAUGGCCUACUUUGAGUUCCUACCUGUGGAGAGAAACCAUGAAGAGGUAGUCUUGUGCAACGGUGUUUCGGAUCAAAAUUGCUUGCUCAAGGAAGAUGAAACUGAGAAACUAGAAACAGUUGACCUGGUGGAUGUGAAGCUUGGUCACUACUAUGAACUUGUUGUCACAACUUUUACAGGGCUAUACAGGUACAGAGUGGGCGACAUUCUAAUGGUGACUGGUUUCUACAACAAUGCUCCUCAGUUUCGUUUUGUGCACAGGAGAAAUGUCGUGUUAAGCAUCGAUACUGACAAAACCAACGAAGAAGACCUUUUGAAUGCAGUGACACAAGCAAAGCUACUCCUGGAACCCCUCGGCUUCCUCCUGAUCGAGUACACCAGCUACGCUGACACUUCUUCGAUCCCCGGUCAUUAUGUACUGUUUUGGGAGCUCAAAGUGAAAGGAAACAAUGACUUAGAAGAGCUAAUAGACCCUAGUAUAAUGGAGCAAUGCUGCUCCACAAUGGAAGAGUCACUUGAUUCUGUGUAUAGGAGAUGCAGGAGAAAGGACCACUCUAUUGGGCCAUUGGAGAUUAGAAUUGUGAAGCAUGGAACUUUUGAUGCACUCAUGGAUUUUGCUGUGUCUGAGGGAUCUUCAGUGAACCAGUACAAGACACCAAGGUGCAUUAACUCUGAGGUAGCCAUUAAGAUAUUGGAUUCAAGGGUGGUGGGAAGAUUUUUCAGUAAAACAACUCCUUUCUGGGAGCCAUUUAGAAUGGAGACUAAAUAAAAAUCCAUGGUGAAGAUUUGCAUGGCCUUACUUUCCAGACACAGCAAUGUGGGCCAUUAGGGAUUCAUUUCUUCCUGGGUUUAUGUACCAAGAACCAUAUUAUCAUGAUUUGAAUUGUUAAAGUUCUUGUCUUAUAUAUUCUGUGCUUUCCCUCUCAUUGUGUAUGUUGGCUUCGGAUGAUUAAAAUUUAGACUACUGUUCAGAAGGUUUGUGUGUCUUUGGUCUUGAAAUCA
Rosa rugosa (rugosa rose) is the source of this 2456-nucleotide messenger RNA. RefSeq names its product indole-3-acetic acid-amido synthetase GH3.17-like. The record is from RefSeq and is a predicted model, not a curated record. NCBI's taxonomy places the organism in Eukaryota, Viridiplantae, Streptophyta, Magnoliopsida, Rosales, Rosaceae. Gene Ontology annotation, cellular component: cytoplasm. The transcript has 4 exons. Bases 394 to 2223 code for a protein of 609 amino acids. Gene Ontology annotation, molecular function: acid-amino acid ligase activity.